AUGAAGCAGCCGUGGGCGGACUUGGUCGUGUCCGGCGCGAAGACGAUGGAGACGCGCGCGUACGCGUUGCCCCCGAGGUUGCUCGGAAAGCCCGUCGCGUUGUUGCGCACGCCCGCGGCGAAAGACGGCGAGGCGCGUUCUAUCUCACACCGGUCCCCAUACGACCGCGUCGGCGUGCCGGCGAACGUCUCGAGCCUCGGCGACGCGUGCGACCCCGGCGCGGCGACGAUCGUGGCCCUCGUCACGUUCACCUCCGUGAAGGAGUGGGACAGCGCGAAGGACUGGGCGGCGGACGGGGAUAAACACCUCGUGCCGAGCGACGACGAGGCGUUUCGCUGGCGUCGCGGCGACGGGUUGCGACGCCGGGUCCGAGGGUGGAUCGUCGGCGACGUCGCGCCGAUCGCGCCGACGCCGUCGCCGAAGAUGACGCGCGCGCUGCGGUCGUUGUUUAAGCUCGAGUUCACGGCGGAUGAGCUCCUCGUGAAAGGGAUCGACGACCGCGGCGGCGGCGGCGGCGGCGGGGCAGUCGGGGACGACGACGAGGAAGACGACGACGCGGGGAUUUUUGCCGACGACGGCGCGAACGACCGCCCGUGGCACUGA
Micromonas pusilla CCMP1545 is the source of this 603-nucleotide messenger RNA. RefSeq lists its product as uncharacterized. The record is from RefSeq and is a predicted model, not a curated record. The transcript has 2 exons. Lineage: Eukaryota; Viridiplantae; Chlorophyta; Mamiellophyceae; Mamiellales; Mamiellaceae. The coding region runs from base 1 to 603 and encodes 200 amino acids.